Molecule: messenger RNA, 1353 nt
Organism: Salmo salar (Atlantic salmon)
Lineage: Eukaryota; Metazoa; Chordata; Actinopteri; Salmoniformes; Salmonidae
Source: RefSeq, a predicted model, not a curated record
GAGGAGAAGGAAGAGGUGAAGGAGGACGGGGAAAAGGAAGAGGAAGGGGAGUCAGGAACAGAAUAACUGAUGAAAUCAGAGCGACUGUGGUUGACCAUGUUGUCAACCACGGGAUGAGCAUGAGGAUAGCUGGGCAAUGGGUUAAACCAAAUCUGAGCUGCUAUACUGUUGCAGGUAUCAUCCGGAUAUUUCGAAAUGAGAACCGGUAAGUAACUGUAAAUGCUGUAGUCUUACUGGUACAGUAAUAUGUACUGUACUUUCAUAAUGAGAAGGAUCUUUCACUAAAACCACUCAAAUGUUUUUACAGAACUGCAAGAAAACCAGUAUCUGGUGGAAGUGGUUGACUGUUCACCCCAGAGUAGGAGACCCACAUUGUAAAUAUGGUCAUUGCAAAUAACUGCAUCAGACUCAGAGAACAGCAGGACCACAUAAUGGCAGAUAACACCAUAUUCCAAAACGUCAACAGAUUGAGUCUCUCUGCACUGUCUCGUCUACUGAAACGCAAUAGAAUUAGGAUGAAGCAGCUCUACAGAGUUCCUUUCGAAAGAAACUCAGACCGUGUAAAACAACUGAGAUUUGAAUAUGUGCAGAGAGUCAUGGAGCUAGAAGCAGAUGCAGUGCAUCAUCAGCUAAUAUAUGUGGACGAGGCAGGUUUCAACCUUGCACAAACAAGGUGCUGCGGCAGAAAUAUCAUCGGACACCGUGCCAUCAUCAACGUCCCGGGACAACGUGGUGGCAACAUAAGAAUGUUUUCGGCUAUUCGUCAAAAUGGCAUCCUUCACCAUCAUGCAAUCCUAGGCCCAUACAACACUGCACACAUUAUCACAUUUCUUGACACCCUCCACAACAGACUAAUCCCUAAUGACCAUGGGCCAGAGAAGCCCAGGUACGUUAUCAUCUGGGACAAUGUUAGUUUCCACCGGGCUGCUGUGGUCUGCAAUUGGUUCACAGGUCACCCACUUUUCAUCGCACUCAAUCUCCCCCAUACUCUCCAUUCUUGAAUUCUAUUGAAGAAUUAUUCUAUGCAUGGCGUUGGAAGGUGUAUGGUCGCCAGCCCCACCAACACAUACCCCUUCUACAGGCAAUGGAGGAGGCUUGUGGAGACAUCGAUCAGGGGUCAUGCCAGCCCUGGAUAUGGCACUCCAGGCGAUACUUUCCACGCUGCCUAGCUCAAGACAACAUCGCAUGUGAUGUGGAUGAAGUCUUAUGACCAGACCCACAAAGACGACGAGAUGUAGCCCAAUUUCUUUCUGUUCUUUUUUUUCUAACACAAAUGUUUUUGUUUUCUUCUACUCCGCUUUUGUUGUUUGAGGAGUGUUAGAACAUUUUGAGAAAAAAAAUCCCCUUAUUUGU